AGCCGCCGCCUCCUCCCUCGCUCGCUUCCACUCCUCCCGCAGCCGCCGCCUCCUCCCUCCCUCACUCGCUCCUCAUACGGCGGCGGCGGCUCCCACGCCCGCGUUCUUCCUCCCCCAACACGCCCCCGCUCGGCCCCGCACGCCUAGGCGGCUUCCACCAACCACGGCGACGGCGCAUCGGUCACGGAGGAGGGCGGCGGAUCAGCGGCGCCGGCGAUGGCGUCCGUGGCAGCGGUGGAGGGCGCGUCCCGAGCCCGCCAUUGCUGCUCUGCCCUCCCUCUCUCCGACCCGACCCGCCACCCUCCUCCGCACCUUCGCCACCGGCCAUGUCCGCCCCCACCAGCAGCUUGGCCCGGCACCGAGCGACGCCGGUCUGGACGAGCGGCGGCCGUGGCGACGAACGCUGCUGCUCUUCCGCUUCCUCGAACUCCAAGAUGCGGGACACGGAUCCGUGGUCCCUGCUUCCUUCCUGACGGCAAUGGAUCCCUUCCUUGCAGGGGUAAUGGAAUGCUAAUUGGCUGGUGGCGGCAUGUUUAACGCGCGGUGUGAAUUGGUUCCGAAUCUGACUGCAUGCCUCGCGUCCGCGGUCCACCGUUUGCUCGGUUGCCGCCAUGGGAAAGGUUGUUUGAUGCGUUUGUGCUCGUCGGUGGGACGGUGCAAGGCGCAACUCCGACGCGGUUCCUCGCCGGUUGGACGGCGUUCAGGCGCAACCCCAGCGCGCACUGAGUAUUGCCUCGGCUACAACCUCCCUCGGUGAACUCCAUCUUCCUCCUGCUCCUCUGCUUUGGCUACUGUAUCCAGAAACAUGAGACGGAUCGAAACCUGAGCGUUCUCAGCGAUUAGAGCAUUCUGGCCGUCCGAUUGUUUCCUUGAUGCUGUUCUGGCCGUUGGAUCUCGGGCUCAGUCGCUGUGGGCCGUCGGAUAUUUACCCAAUCGUCUCCAACCGUCGGAUAUUUUUCCCUGUGAGCGGUGUCCCGCCCGGCCGUGCCACCGCGCGUUAUUUGGGUGCCCCCCGAGGGUAUUCUCAUCAUUUCACUUUGUCUGUGGCGGUGGCGUUCGUGCUAGGGCGAUGAUGAUUAACUGUGGCUGAAAUAAGUUUGCCUUUGAGCAAUCGAGGCACCUGUGGGUAUCAAGUUGGAUCCUCCCUGUUGUCUCUAGAAUCCUUUUUGAUCCUGUGAUACCUAUUGAUCUGUCCUUGGAUGGUCAUUCUUGUUGAUUGAUAACCAGGGCAGCUCCAUUGUAUAAACAGAUUGAUCUGGUGAUAAGAGAUGAUGGGGGUAGGUUAUAUGAUCGAGGAAAGGCGAAUCUGAGCCCACUAUGCAAUGAACAUCAAACCCUUUUUAUUUGUAUUUAAAGCCGUUGCUUACUUAUGCUCCAGUGUUUAUAGCCGUCUUAUGUAAAGAUUUAUUCUCUCUUAUAUCUUUAUUGCAUGUAAGUUGUUCUUGAUCUUUUAUUGUUUGUUGUUGGUCCUUGAUUUAGUCUGGUUAGGAUUUCUUCUGUGUCUUAUGUAAAGAUUUCUUCUCUCUCAUACCAAUGUUUUGUCCAUGUAGUAACAGAUAUAUAUUUCAAGCAUGACAUGAAUAAACCUGAAUGGUCUUUGAGAUGAGAUGCAUGGUUGUACAAUAUUGGGUACUAAGUUAGAGAUCGGCUGUCCCUAUGAAUGCAAACUAUUGUUAGCUAUAAAUAUGUUUGCCUCCUACAGUGUUUGGCCUAAUUAGUUAUUGGGUUGAUUUUGGUAGUUCUACUUUUUUGCUGCCAACAAUCUGCAAGUUAAUGUUCAGGGUGUGCUUUGGCCUUGGGAUUCUAUACUGUUUUUAUUCUAGAUGUGGUGGUCUUAUUAGUCAGAUCAACAUUUCUUUUAUCGGGCUUUACAUGGCUAAUAUGCAUAUCCGGUAGAACAGAGUCUGCUCAUGCAUUCUUAUGCUAUUUUCACGUGUGUUUAUCUGUCUUGUGUUCAGCUGGUUUCCCUUCAGUCAGUUCAUUGCAUGAAACAAGCACUAUAGCUGACAUGUAACUCGAGUGCCUGACAUGUAACUUGAGUAUUCAGUGCAUAUAGUUUGUGCCUUUGUGUAUGAACAUUUUUCUUUCUUUCUUAGAAAGCUGCUAUUUUCAUUUAUUUGGAGAACACCUCUGAAUUUUUAUUGCACAUGAAAUGAGUCGCUGUCACUACCCAGCACAUGAGUACUCAAUGUGUGUAUUUUGAGGUCUACGUCUUCAAAAGAAAUUUGACUAUUUAUUAUAUGGGGAACUAUAGUUAGUAGCGUGUAACUGGACUCCUAUUUGGAGCAAUGGCAUCGUUGAUACUGGUCUCUGAUUUAUGAUUUGAUCCACCGCCCCUCCAGUAGCGCGGUUUUUUUUUUGCAUGAGGCUGGAUAAUUUGCAGUUCGGUCGGUGCCGUGGCGGAGGGUUGUCUUGUGGUUUGACCAGAGAGGGAGCACACCAGAGGAGCGAUCUCGUCCCCAUUGGUCAGAUUAUCCAACCCCCUCUGCUUCUGUACAAUUUUGUCGACUUAUCUGGCAUUUUCUCGGCCGUGUGGAACCAGCACAUCUACCUGCGAAUCUCCAGGCUAUGGUACCAGCGGGGUGGCUUCGAUGAUGACCCUGUCAAGAGUAUACAUAUGGUCAUGACCGACGAAAAGGGAAAUCAUGCCAACGAGACGGUGCCUAAUGAGGUCAUAGACAUGUUUGUGGACACUUUGAAUGAGAGAAAUUUAUACAAGCGUGCCAGGAUCUAUGUGAGGCAGUGGAAGGCACCGAUUCAAGACAUCGAUAAGGUUGACGGCGACAAUCAGCUAGCCUUCAUGGAUUACGUUAAUGAUCUGUACAAGUUCUAUAAAGUUGCCGAGGUGAUCUUUCCUGUCCCGUUGCAGAAUGAGCGUCGCCCCCGCGACUACAUUCACUCCCAGGUGCAUCUCAACUCCAAGAUGCGGGCCAUCCUCGUCGACUGGAUAAUAGAAGUGCAUGACAUGUCUGAUCUGAUGCCAGAGACCCUCUACCUUAUAGUGUACAUCAUCGACCGGUAUCUCACGAAGCAGCUCGUGCUUCGGAGGGAGCUGCAGCUGGUGAGGGAUUUGGUCUGGAUAACAGACAAUGCCUACUCCAGGAGGCAGAUACUGAGGAUGGAGAAAGCCAUUCUCAAUCGGCUUGGAUGGAACCUGACAGUUCCUACACCUUAUGUGUUCCUUGCGCGCUUUGCCAUGGCUGCGUCUUCCUACAAUUUGAACAACUAUAAGGAGAUGAUGAACAUGGUGUCCUUUUUUGCUGAACUGGCACUGAUGCAAUAUGCGCUGGUGCCGUCCAAGCCCUCCAUGGUUGCUGCUGCUGCUGUCUAUGCAGCCAGGCUCACACUCAAGAAGACCGAUCCAUGGACUCACACUCUCAAGCACUAUACUGGCUUUACUGAAUCACAGCUAAUAUAUAGUGCAAAGAUGCUGGUCACCGCACACUCGACUGCCCCUCAGAGCAAGUUGCAGGUGGUGUAUAAGAAGUAUUCUAGCAAGAAGUUGGGAAGAGUGGCCCUGCGCCCACCUGCAAUCAACUUCAAAUAAACGAGAUUU
Molecule: messenger RNA, 3556 nt
Organism: Triticum aestivum (bread wheat)
Lineage: Eukaryota; Viridiplantae; Streptophyta; Magnoliopsida; Poales; Poaceae
Product: cyclin-B1-1
Exons: 11
Coding region: 2363-3547 (394 amino acids)
Source: RefSeq, a predicted model, not a curated record